Thamnophis sirtalis is the source of this 1170-nucleotide messenger RNA. Lineage: Eukaryota; Metazoa; Chordata; Lepidosauria; Squamata; Natricidae. The record is from RefSeq and is a predicted model, not a curated record.
AUGGUGGUGAUUCCAUGGAAUUCCUCUGAUUUGUUGAUGUAUUUGUCCAUUAAACUAAAAGUAGGUAUUGAGACAGAGAUGGAUGAGGUUCAUGGGUCUGGGUAUUUUGAUCUGAAGUCUAUUUGGCUAGAUCAUCAGUCUCCGGGUCAAGACAUCAAUCUUUGGGCCAAUUAUUCACAAGAUCUAAUUGGGAAUCCCAUCAAUAAUGAAUUUACAACUAUUGUUUUACCUCUGCUUUAUCUCCUUAUCUUCUUGGCAAGCAUCUUUCUGAAUAGCUUGGCCGUAUGGAUUUUCUUCCACAUCAGAAGCAAGACCAGCUUUAUAUUCUACCUCAAAAACAUUGUAGUUGCAGAUUUGCUGAUGACUCUGACAUUUCCAUUUAAAAUUAUUGAAGAUUCAAGGCUGGGGCCAUGGUACUUCCAUUUUUUCCUAUGCCGGUUUACAAAGGUUUUGUUUUAUGCCAGCAUGUAUACAACAAUCGUUUUUCUUGGACUUAUUAGCCUUGAUCGAUAUCUGAAAGUGGUAAAACCAUUUGGAGAUUCCAGGAUGUACAGCAUUACUUUCACUAAGAUUCUGUCACUUGUGGUUUGGAUUGUUAUGGUGUUUUUAGCUUUGCCAGAUCUGGUCCUGACUAAUAGUUACCCAACUAGGAUAAAUACCAGUGACUGCUUAAAACUGAAAAGCCCAUUUGGAGUCAAAUGGCACAAUGCUAUCAUUUACUUCAAUAAUGGCAUAUUUGUCAUUGUGCUGAUUCUAUUAAUAGGAUGUUAUAUUGAAAUAUCCAAGUAUAUCUAUAAAUCCAGCAAGCAGUUUAUUAGCGCUUCAAGUCACAAGAGGAAACACAGACAAAGCAUAAGGGUGGUGGUGACCGUAUUUUUUAUUUGCUUUGUGCCAUACCACCUAUGCACAAUCCUUUUUAAUUUGUGCCAGUUAGAUAAUUAUUUAGGUGCUUCAGCCCACAAGAUCUUGUACUACUGCAAGGAAGUGGCUAUUUUCCUAUCGGCAAGCAAUGUCUGCCUAGAUCCAAUCAUCUACUUUUUUAUGUGUAGAUCGUUUUCACGGCGGCUUUUCAGAAAAUCAAACAUACGGACAAGGAGUGAAAGCAUCAGAUCCUUUCAGAGUAUCAAAAAGUCAGAAGUGAGGAUUUAUCAUGAAUAUACUGAUUUGUGA